Penaeus monodon (black tiger shrimp) is the source of this 2046-nucleotide messenger RNA. Its product is annotated as tRNA pseudouridine(38/39) synthase-like. Gene Ontology annotation, cellular component: nucleus; cytoplasm. Lineage: Eukaryota; Metazoa; Arthropoda; Malacostraca; Decapoda; Penaeidae. The record is from RefSeq and is a predicted model, not a curated record. Gene Ontology annotation, molecular function: pseudouridine synthase activity; RNA binding. Gene Ontology annotation, biological process: tRNA pseudouridine synthesis; mRNA pseudouridine synthesis.
UAUUGGAAACGUUUCUAUAGACGUUUUUCUGACCUGUUAGCCUUUUUUCCCGUUUUAGGGGACGAAAAUAGGAGAAAACCUAGAAUUGAAACAGGCCCAAGAUACCACAUUUUCCUUUCUUCGUUGAGGAAUGAAAACCGUGAAAAAUGCCUGCUUGUUCUGCUCCAAAUUGCACAAAUAGGCCGGAGAGACCCAAUGGAAAAACAUUUCACCUCUUCCCCAAGGAUGGUUCGCUGAGACAGCAGUGGGUCAGGGAGGUCAACCGUGAGUACUGGACACCUUCCAAGAGGUCACUCAUCUGCUCCGACCAUUUUACCGAGUCGUGCUUUGAUAAGACGGGCCAGACCACCAGACUAAAAGACAAUGCUGUGCCGACACUUUUCGAUAUACCUGCACCCACGAGGAAGAAGGCCAGGCCAAGAGAAGAACCCCCAGAGAGUGAGACAGUGGUUCCUGCACAGAGGGGUCGACCAAGGAAAAAACAGAAACAGGAAACUAGCAGCAAGUUAAGUCGUGAGGAACUUGAGGCAAAAUUGCAGCUGCUAGAAGAACACAACAAGAAACUGACAAAGCUGCUUUCACGGAGUCCACGACCCUCAACAGUGACUGAGACUAAGAAGACAGAGAGCAAGAAUAAAAGCAUCUUUGUCUUCAGGUAUCCAAGGAGGCAGAUCCUGUUGAAAGUGGCAUAUCUUGGGUGGGACUAUCAGAGCUGUGCAUCGCAGGAAGAAAUCCAACAAAGUAUUGAAGAUAAAUUACUGCAAGCACUUCUGAAAACAAAUUUAACAGAAUCUAUUAUUAGUUCAAAAUUUGAAAGGUGCAGCAGCAACAGUGAAGGCUUCAGCCCCUUUGACCAAGUAAUCACUAUCAUAGUCCGAAGUAAUCUCAAGUCUGGCCUGGGAGUCAUUCCUCCAGACAAAAAAGCAGGGUCAGCAGUGGAAGAGAACCCAACAUUGCCGCUGUGUGCAGAAGAGAAUGGCGAGCAGGAGAUUGAUUACACAAGAGUGGUGAAUGAAGCUUUACCCAUGGAGAUUCGGCUGCUGGCUUGGUGUCCAGUUCAGGCUGGAUAUUCACCCAAAUUGACGAGCCCCAUAAAAACCUUCAAGUAUUUCUUUCCAAGAGGAAGCUUAAAUAUUGAGCUCAUGAAUGAAGCCGCGCAACACCUCAUCGGGCGAAACGACUUUAGAAAUUUUUACAGCAAGGAGACAGUCAAAGAUCUUGGUAGUGUCAACAGGAACAUAAUCUCGUCCAGUGUAUUGCCAACUUGCUGUGACCUCAAGGCUAUCAGUGAAUCCUUAGAUUGCCAGUGUGCUAGCAAGACUAAGGAAAAGGAUAGUGAGCCCAAGGAGAACAUCAUACAUAAGCCAUCCCGAGGAGAUCAAAGGAGAGGGAAGCCCCUUGAAAAUGCUCCUGAACUGCCACUCAGGAGAGAAGACGAUAAGGGUGUAGGGGGUGAGAGUAAUAGAGAGGAAGGAUACGACAUGUGUGUGGCUACCCUCAAAGGAGAGGACUUUCUGUGCGAGGAAGUGAGGAAGAUCAUGGCACUGCUCUUCAGCGUGGGAGUGGGGAAGGCAGAACCUGAUUCCGUUGUGGCAAUGUUGGAUGCUAGCAAACAGCCAAGAAAGAAACAGCACUUGAUAGCAAGUGAAGUACCACUGGUCCUCUUCAAAACAGUUUACGAAGAAGAGGGCUGGCACUGGGAUAGCAAAGCUCUGUGGCAGGUGAUUUCACAACUUCAGGCUUUCUGGAUGCAGCAGGCUGUUCGAGCCAGUGCUAUGAGACACAUCCUUAAGGACCUGGAGAACCAGUACUCCAUCAUCUCCAGAAAAGACAUAAUCGAUCCUCUGCCUCAGGAUCAGUGCGAAAAUUUAGUUGGCAAAGACUCCUCCUCAGUGUUUCAGAUUGUUGCCAAAUCCACUCAGAAUGAUCAUGAGUACUCCACAUCCAAGCCCAGUGCAGCUGGGAAUGACAACAAAAAUCAAGAUGAGGCAGACUUCAACCACACGGCCACCCUUCUGCUGAUCGAAUUCAUCCGCCAGAGAUUCC